Pochonia chlamydosporia 170 is the source of this 1284-nucleotide messenger RNA. RefSeq names its product transcription factor Rba50. The coding region runs from base 1 to 1284 and encodes 427 amino acids. Gene Ontology annotation, biological process: transcription by RNA polymerase II. The transcript has a single exon. The record is from RefSeq and is a predicted model, not a curated record. Gene Ontology annotation, cellular component: nucleus. NCBI's taxonomy places the organism in Eukaryota, Fungi, Ascomycota, Sordariomycetes, Hypocreales, Clavicipitaceae.
AUGGAUCCAACUCUUCUAAUAGGGGAUAUUGUGGAGAGGGACUCGAAAGAGAAGAAGCCGGUAAAAUUCCCUGAUGCCCCGACGUCGUCUGCUGGAUUUCCCCAACACAAGAGGCGAUGGAACAACUCCACAUUCAAACAACAAAGAGCUGGUAAUUUUGCCAAGAAGGAACCUGUAGCUGAGUCGAACGGGAGAGAUGGUGCACCGGGGAGCGCAAACCAGAAGGUUGAAGCUGCGCAGGACUUCGAUCAGAUGGAACGACAGCGCAUCGACCAAGAAAACAGACAAAAACUGUCGGCAAUGACACCACAGGAGAUUGCACAAGCGCAGGAAGAUAUCAUGACCGGGCUGAACCCUGGCCUCAUCCAGCGCCUACUGCAACGCGCCACUAUAGAUGAGCCGACUUCUCCUUCGCCUUUUGAUCUCCCAAAUGACGAAAACAAGACGCAAAUGCAGCCCGAGAAGUUGGCCGAGACCAGUCCUCCAGUGAUUAAGAUAGCCGAUUCGGAACAGUCGCGUGACGAGCAGCCUUCAGCUAAAACACCCAAUAAUGCGUCAACGUCGGGCAGCAAAGAAACCAUACGACCUUCGUCUAAGAAUAUUGCAGACGACUAUGACGAAGACAGAGCACCCAAGCAAAUUCCUUCAGAUUUGUUCCCCAUUACAGACCAACCGACGUCCACGCACUUCCCGGUUCCGCCUAACCUGCCGGAUCUCGACCCGUCCGACCCCAACUUCCUCGCAACUCUUCACGAAAAAUAUUUCCCGAACCUCCCUGCAGACCCAAGCAAGCUCGCUUGGAUGGCACCUGUGCCUAGCGAAGACAGCAUCGCUGACAAAGAUUCAUCGUACUACCCACAUCCCGAAAUUUCCGUUUCCGCUCUUCGGUUUGAUUUCCGCGGCCGUUUUCUCUCCCCCAGGGUUAGCCGCUCCAUUCCUUCCACCAAGGGUCUACACCAUCACGGAGAAGCACCGGAGGCAGCCGGCUACACCAUUGCAGAACUCGCACGCCUAGCUAGGAGUGCUGUGCCGGCUCAACGCUGCAUGGCUUAUCAAACCCUCGGACGGAUCUUGUACCGCCUAGGCAAAGGGGAGUGGGGCAAAACUGAUAAUGAUCCUAUUGCCAUGGGCAUAUGGGCUGCUGUCAAGAAAGGCCGAGUGCUUGAGAGCUUAAUGGAAGCCGCCGCUGGCGAGGGCGGUCAUAGGGGCAGCAGGGCAUAUGCAACAGAAGCAUUGUGGCUCUUUGAGAGGGGGGGCUGGAAAGAAAAGUUCAAAGGGCGAUGA